AUAGCCGUGGUACUAAUAGAAGUCUGGGACUCCAGAGAGAGAGAGAGAGAGAGACAGAGAGAGAGGACAGGUCAGUUUGCAAUUGGAGAGUAACAGAUUAGAAUGAUGCAACAAUGUAUUGGAAUCUGGCAAUGAUGGAUUGGAACAAUACAACACUGGAUUUGAAUCUGAGAACAAAUGAUUGGAAUGUUACAACAAUAGAUUGGAAUAUUUUGACAAUGGUUCAAAAUGUGAGAACAGUUGAUGGGAAUGGUAAAACAUUGGGAAGGAGUUUCAUUGAGAUGUUGAAUUCUUUUUCUGCUACUUUUGAUCGGAAGCAAAUGAAAUCUCGCAUUCGAAUGGUCCUUCGGAUUAUGCAAUUCAUUUAUUAUCCGAUUCUCGCUAUUGUUGCAGUGCCUGCCAACGUAGUAACAAUUGUGAUCCUGUCCCAGAAAACUUGUGGUCUCUCUCGAUGUGUCUCUCAUUACCUGGUAGCCAUGGCAAUAGCAGAUCUCCUGGUCAUUAUCUUUGACCUCAUAUUGCGACACAUUCCAUUUGUCUGUUUGGAAGAGCGUCAUUUCUUAGAAGAUAUCCCUGUGUGUAAUAUUCAUGCUAUCCUGCUUUAUGCAGCCACUGACUGUUCUGUUUGGUUCACCGUCACUUUCACCUUUGAUCGAUUUGUCGCCAUUUGUUGCCCAAAUCUGAGAAGUAAAUAUUGCAACGUGAAAACAGCAGCCGCGGUUCUGGCAACAGUGACUGGAGUGAGCUGUUUGAAGAACAUUUUCUGGUAUUUUAUGUUUACUCAUAAGUAUCAUAACAAGAGCAGACCCUGGUUUUGUUGGGUCACAUGGGAUGUGAGGUUUUCUUCAGCCUGGGGAGCACUCGAGUUGUGUCAUUACAUACUAACACCAGGAGUUGCCUUUAUUCUCAUUCUGCUUCUCAAUGUUUUAACGGUUAGACACAUUGCAGUGACGAGCAGAUCCCGCAGGAGACUUCAUCAGCAGAGCAACAGAAGGAAUGCCAAAGACCCAGAGAUGAAGAGUCGACAAAAUUCCAUAAUUUUAUUGUUUCUUAUUUCAGGGAAUUUCAUUCUAUUAUGGGCAGUAUCUAUGGUGUAUUCCAUAAAUUGGAGAAUGAAUUUUUUGGGAAAUGAGACUGUAUAUCUGCCUCUUUUUGUAAUGGACCUGGGCUACAUGCUCCAGAUGCUGAGUUGUUGCACAAACACUUUGAUCUAUGUCAUCACACAUCCUAAGUUCAGAGAGCAUUUGAAGAAUAUUGUGCACUAUCCCUUUACUCCAAUUGUGAAAUGUAUUGUACAUUGAGACUGACUGAAGAAUUACAUCAUCAACAAUCAACGUUGCAUGGAUUUCGGUCUAAUCCACUAUCCUGGUGUCUUAUUAAUAGACAUCAUUGAAAGAAGAUGAUAUCUCCAGGACCUUUGCUCUGUGAUUUUUUCCUGCCUAAUUUGACAGCCUGUGCACUUGCGCCAGUACACUGUUUGUCUGCAUCUCAAUCCAAGUGUGUGUCUGUGGCUGUGCACGUGUAGAAGCAUCCGAUAGAUAGAUAGAGGAGCAGGUUCAGUAACAGACCCACGACCCAAGAGUGAACAGAACAUGACGCAAUGCUGCCCAGUUUGAGCAUUGUAAACAUGGUACCAAACUUGGUCCUUAAACUUAAUUCAAAGAAAUACAAACCCAUGAAAGCACAGUUAGUUAUGGGGUGCAGCAGAAAACAGGAUGUGAAAUGUCCAGAUGGUACAUCAGAAUCUUUAGACUUUUAAGGAGGCAUUUCAUCCUUCUCACAAAGUGAACUUUUCAUUGAGACACACUUCAAGGAGAAGGGAAUACCAUUCUUUACUAUAUACAGAUGUGAAGGAUCGCAUCAAGGUGAAAGAAACUGGUCAAUGCUGUGAAGCUGAUAGUGUAAGGUUGGAUUUCUUCGAACUGUCCUUGGAUGAUAUUGUGAAAGAGAGGGAGAAAGUGAAAUAAAAAAUCUAAACCAGCAAGAAGUUCUAUUUCUUCAACCGUCGAUAAAAGGAUAUCGGCAGCGAAAGGAAAUAUUCAUCCCUGAGUGAAUGGGAUUCAGGAAUUAACAAUGAUCACCGAGGCAAUGGGAUGGCCAUUGACCAAAUAUUUUCCAUCUCUUUCUGUUACUAAAAAUGCAUAAAAAUGCCCAAAACGAUCGGAAAUCAGGGUGGAAUGAUCAGGGAGUGAAACAACUCAUAUCGUUCAGUGACUGAAAUAACAAGAACUGCUGAUGCAGGAGCCGAGAGAUGACACAGUGUGGACCUGGAGGAACACAGUGGGUCAGGCAACAUUGGGGUGCAGGGGUGUCGACAUUUUGGAUGGGGACCCUACCUCAGGACGGUGGAGGGGGAAGGAACCUCAGAAAUAAGUGAGCUGGUCUGACUUUGUGGGAAGGUAUUUGAGGGGGUCAUAGGUGAAUGCAGGAAGGGUUUGUGGAGAUUGGUCAAUGGGAAGGGUAGACAUAAUAGACCAAGUUACAGUAUGUACAGGUUAAUCCCUGUUGGAAACAGAAGGAUUGUUCAGAGCCAUGGAUGCACUUGAGCGAGAAGGUGGAAGGAGAAGUGUAGUAUUUUCUGUAUUUGAAGAGAACUGUUUCUGGUGUAGUGGGGCUAUUGGGGAGUGUGGGUGCACAAAGGAGUCAUGAGAAGGUCAGUCCCUGCUGAAACAACUCAACGGUGUCUCCUGCAUUUACUGCAGUUCUCCCCUCAGACCACCUGCACCCAAUAGCAACAAGAAUAGAGUCCCCUGGUCCUCCCAUACCAAGCUGACCAACAUCUGAAUCCAAUACGUCUGCCACCACUUUCACUACUUGCAAUCUGACCCCACCACCAAAGAGAUAUUUCCCUCUCCAUCCUUAGCUGUUUUUCGUAGGGACCGCUCUCUCCACUACAACCUCUUCCUCUUGAGAUGUUGUUGGGAUAACAUCCCAUUUCAUUUCUAUACUUCUAUAAAUAAAUGUCCUUUAUCUGCCUUAAAACUUCCUGCCCAACGAGGAAUUAGGUGUAAGACUUUGUAACUCCUUCGCUUCUGACACAGCAGUGUGCAGACACUGCCUUAAGCUUCCUGAUUGAACAGAAUUAGAGUUAAACUGUCUCAAAUAAAGUUGUGAGGAACAUUUGUAAAGGUGUGAGACUCCUGAAGGAUUUAACGUCUGUCUCUGACAAUGGGGCCAGGGCACUGACUUUGUUCAAUCCAGGCACAUCGGCAACUUGAAAUUACAUUCUGUCUCAUUAACAACUUGAAAUCGCCUCCUGCCAUGAGCAGUCACUUCACAAACGAUCAAUACUAUAUCCUGGCCUUUCAUGUUCUUGAUGUAAUAAUUGUUUUGUAUCCUGUGUCUGUCUGUUGUAAUAAUUGUUUCAUGUAUCAUGUCAUUGCGAGAUGUGAAUUUGUUUCAUGUAUAAUGCACUUAGAAAAGUAUAAAAAGC
This is a messenger RNA of Stegostoma tigrinum, 3433 nucleotides long. Its product is annotated as probable G-protein coupled receptor 139. Gene Ontology annotation, biological process: G protein-coupled receptor signaling pathway. Bases 114 to 1301 code for a protein of 395 amino acids. NCBI's taxonomy places the organism in Eukaryota, Metazoa, Chordata, Chondrichthyes, Orectolobiformes, Stegostomatidae. Gene Ontology annotation, cellular component: membrane. The transcript is spliced from 2 exons. Gene Ontology annotation, molecular function: G protein-coupled receptor activity. The record is from RefSeq and is a predicted model, not a curated record.